This is a messenger RNA of Glycine soja, 1154 nucleotides long. RefSeq lists its product as uncharacterized. The record is from RefSeq and is a predicted model, not a curated record. The coding region runs from base 172 to 1038 and encodes 288 amino acids. The transcript has a single exon. NCBI's taxonomy places the organism in Eukaryota, Viridiplantae, Streptophyta, Magnoliopsida, Fabales, Fabaceae.
AACAACGGACGUGGCAACCACCUUCAAUUCCUUUUCCAGAUCUAGAAACUAGUUGCUAAGUCACGUAUAUAGAGACUAGAGAUAGAUAGACACACCUCAAUAAUAUUGAACUUAAUUCCCCUACGUAGCUUGUGAAAUAAAGAGGGUGUUUGUGUUUAAUUCCACUGACUCAUGGUUGCCAUGGGUAAUAAUUUGCAGCAAAAAGCCAAAGAGAUCUUCCACCUCUUCACCUUCACUCUCCUCACCCUUCUCUUACCCCUCUCGUUUCUUCUCCUAGCCAAAUUCUCCGAUGCACAAUACUAUCUCCAAACCCUCACUUGGUACCAUUCACCACAACACUUUCCCUACGUUUUAACUCUCGCCCUUCACAUCAACCCUCUCAUCCUCUACGUCCUCUUGUCCAUUAUCAGCAUGGCUUCCCUAGUCCACGGCUUAACGGGGAAAAUCAUCAUUUUGAGCGACUCAUUAUCAUCAUCAAGCACUUUUCUUCAACCUCGUAUAUUCACAGCGUGGAUUGUUCUUUGCACGUUCCAAGUUUGCGUUGGGUUGGGCAUAGAGGGGAGUAUUGAGGCGGGGCUCUAUGACUCUAAUGAUGAGUCGAUGGGUUUUGGCGUUGAGAGAAGAAGCUUGUUAAGCAGAGUGGUUUUCCUCUUGGGGUUGCAUGAGACGAUGCAUGUUUGGGCAAGGGUGGUGGUGAGGCCCGUGGUGGACGACACGGUGUUCGGCGUGGUCGGGAGAGAAGAGAAAUGGGUGGAGAGGGUGGUGGAGGCGGCGAGCUUAGGUGCAUUGUGGUGGUGGAGGUUGAGGGAGGAUGUGGAGAGUUUGGUGGUUAUGGUUGAGGCCAAGAAAGAGCAAUUGAUAGAUGUGAGAGUGAGUGAUUUUGUUGGGUGGUGGCUCUAUUAUCUUACUGUCACAAUUGGGAUGGUAAGGGUUGUAAGGGGUCUUGUGUGGAUGGUUACGAUUUGUCUCUAUAGAAGACCAAGGGCAACAGGGGUUACCUCUUUGCUGGAACAUUCAGAGAUUGAUGAUAAGGUCUAAUUCUAUUACUUGUUUAGCGAUCUCCAACUAUUGUUAGCAGUACAUCACAUCGUAUAACAAAGUGAUUAUAUUUUGACAAUUCAAAAUCUUAAAUAUUUAAUCAAUAUUUUUUUUUC